AUGGCGGCAGCCGGAGGAGGAGGGUUAGGCACGGGAGGCAAAAUCCGGAGCCGGCGGUACCACCUGAGUUCUGGAAGGACCCCGUACACCAAGAACCGCCCGCAGAACCAGCAGGGCAUCAUUAGCCGAGUUAAAGAUACAGUAAAAAGCAUAGUUCCAGUAUGGUUACAAAAAUAUUUUAACAGCGUGGAAGAGGUGCAUGAGGUUGCUCAGCACACUAAUGAACCAGAGGAGCACGUGGAAACGCAGAAUGAUGUUGAAAAUGACCAUUUUGAAGAUAGGGAGUCUCUCCCACUUUUUGGGAGGGCCGCCCCAGAACCUGUUAGGAUCCAGUCUGACCCAACCACAAAUCAGAUGAUGAUGAAUAUUCCUGAUGUACUAACAAGACCUUCAUUACAUCGGGCCAAUCUAAACAUUAAUAUUUUGGACUCUCCUGCACUUAAUUGCCAGCCUUCUACUUCUGGGUUUUCACUAGUUAAAGAAAUUAAGGACUCUGCCUCUUUGCAUGAUGACGACAAUAUUUCUACAACCAGUGGUUUUUCUUCUCGGGCAUCUGAUAAAGAUGUUGCUGUUACAAAAACUGGGAAUGUUCCAUUACUGUGGUCUCCUGAAGCUGAUCGGACACAUAAUGUUUCACAAAACUCGUCUUUCAAUUCGAAGAAACCUGCAUUUAAUCCAUCAGCCUUUUCCUCAUUUUUACCUAAUUCAAGUCGACUUGGAGAUUCCCCCUUUUAUCCAGGCAAGACAACUUACGGAGGUGCAGCUGCAGCUUGUCAGUCCAAGGUCCGCAGCACUCCAUAUCGGGUACCAGUGAAAAAACAAGUUGUGGCAAAACCUGCCCAUGUUACAUAUGGCGUAACAAGUCUAGCUGCACGUCGCAUACUGCAAUCCUUGGAGAAAAUGUCAAGCCCAUUGGCUGAUGCGAAGAGGAUACCGUCAGUGUCUUCUGUUUCGCCAUUGGCACCAGAGAGAAGUUUUUCAGGAGAAAAGUUUUUCUAAAAGAAAGAAGGUGGAUUCAUCCCUCCCCCCAGUACAGAAGCUUGUUACACCGCAGUCCAUUUCUGUAUCUUCUAGUCUGAGGAAAAUCAGGCCUUCCCUUUCAUCCAUGCAGAGCAAUGCAAACAGUUGCAGAACACAAAGUUCUGACAAGCACAAAGGGAAAGGAAAUCAUGAACCUGAUAUAAUACCCCAGCAAACAAGUUUUUCUUACCCCACCUUCAGUACCCCAGCGUCAAAUGGCUUUGGUUCAACAAAAGGUGGAGGCAAAAUGAUGAGGGAGCGAGGGUCCACAAAGCCAUCAGAGGAGGAGGUAGAGGUUCCCUGUCUACCUGCAAUUCCCCUGCCAAUAAGCAUGACUGCGCUUCCAAAAUUUAGUUUGAACACCGAACAGAGGACUUCGCCACUUUCUGUAAGACAAGCAGUUUCUAAUAAGGCAAGUGAUGAGGUGAAGAUUUGUGAAAAGCCAUGUACGAUUUCUUCUGAUGCUCCAGACUUUAACUUCUCAAAGCCAGUUGUGAAAGCUGUCAGCUCCAGCGAAGAGCCGACUACAUCUCCAGUGGGUUUCACUUUUAGAGCACCAGCUUUAAAGACAUCUUCACCGCAUGAAAAUACUAAAUCCAUGCUUAGCAGUCCUGAAAUCCCAUUGAAAGUGAAGUCACCUAUUACGAUAAAUAGUAGCAGCACAAAGAAGGCUGAGGAAGAACAAGUGACAUUUUGUAAACCUGCACAAUCAUUAAAGGCAGGAAGUGUGCUAGAUAUCCUGCGGAGCCCAGGUUUCCAGUCUACAAGUUCUCAGCAAACCAGAACGUCUCCCGCUAAAAGUGCAGUUUCCAGUCCAAAGCCUUUGACAUUUGGGCAGAAGAGCAAACAGGCCUUGGGAAUAUGGUAUUGUGAUUGCUGCUUGCUUGAGAACAAGGCUUCGGACAAUAAAUGCAUAGCUUGCAGUACCGUCAAAGACCAAGCUAUGGAGGUCACAAAGCAGUCUACUACUUUGGCAACAACCACACCUUCUAAAAACACAUCUCCUUUGAAAUGUACGUUAGGAUUUGGGGACAAGUUUAAAGUGGCUCCUGGGACAUGGGAUUGUGAUACCUGUUUAGUACAGAACAAACCAGAGGAGACAAAAUGUGUGGCUUGUGGAUCUCCAAAACCUGGAACUGGGGCAAAAGAUCCCUUGCUUGUUCUUCCUACAACAAAGCCAGAUAAACCUGUUGCACCCCCUGACAGUGGCCUUACACUAUCGCCAAGUCUUAAAUUUGAGGAACUAGCCAGAAAGCCGUUAGGAUCAUGGGAAUGUACAGUAUGUUGUGUACAGAAUAAAGCAGAAGAUAACAAGUGUGUGGCCUGCACAUCUCCUAAGCCAGGUGUGUCAACUGCAACUACAUCCUUUCCAGCCUCUCUGCCUGCUACCCAAGGGGAACUACAAGGUUUUGGAAAGACAUCCUUUUCUUCAGAAUCUACAUUUCCACCUGUUAAGUUUGGACUGCCUCCAUCAAGUGACCCUGGAGAACAGAAAUCAAGUUCUUCCACGGACUCCUCAAGUACAAAUAAAGUUAGCUUUUCUUUCACGUUUGGUCAAACUUCUAAAUCAUUAGAUGAGAAAGAUUUCACAUUUGUACCAACCACUGGCAAUAGCAACACUGUUUCAACACCUUUUCAUUAUGGCUUUACUAGUUCUGCUUCUGCAGAGAAGGAUAGUGGUGUUAAAUUGAAAACUGACUUCCAAUUUGGCACAGCUCCUUCCAAACCUGAGAGCUCUAGUAAUUCAAAUCUGCUUGCUCUGUCCGCUAAGGAAAAAUCUGUCAUCACACCAUCGUUUGUUUUAAAGGAGCCAGAGGAGAAAAAUACAGAGACUCCUGUGGUAAGUGGUUUCACAUUUGGUAAACUAGACCAGAAGGAAGCAGCUUCAUCCUUUGCUUUUGGGAAAAACGAAGAGAAAACUGAAUCUACCCCAGCUGCAACCUCCAUAUUUGGUUCCAAAAGUGAUGGAGAACAGCCAAAGACCUUUAUGUUUGGUAAACCUGAGUCAGGCAAGGCUGAUACAUCAACGCUUGGCACAUUUGGAUUUGGUGCGCCAAAUCCUGCAGAAAAGAAGGAAGCUGAUCAGCCAGCAAAACCAGUCUUUGCAUUUGGUCCUUCUGCCACAGAAACAGGCUCUUCAAAACCAGUGUUUGGCUUUCAAGGGAAUGGAUCCUCGAGUGCCCCUCAGUCUAGUAGUAUUGGAAGUUCCAGCAGUGUAUUUGGCAGUGUUCCUCAGACAAGUUCUAGUAAUGUAUUUGGCAGUGCUGUACAGUCCAACACUGCUGCUCCAGCCGGUGGUACCCCUGCACCUUCUAGUACAGUCUUCAGCAGUGCAACGUCAUUGACCGCAUCUUCAGGUACUAGCAAUGUGUUUGGUGGGGCCUUGUCUUCGAACAGCCCUGCAGGUUCUAACAGUAUAUUUGGAAGUGUUCCAGCUUCAGGGACUUCAACCACUUCCAGCAUUGUCUUUGGCAGUGUGGCCUCUGUGAAUACAUCAAGUUCUAGCAAUGUGUUUGGAAGUGCGGCUCCCACAAACACUUCGGCAAAUUCCAAUACUUUAUUUGGCAAUCCAAGUACAUCUACCAACCCAUCCAGUGUACCCUUUGUGUUUGGGCAGCCUACUACUACUACUACAGCAGGUGGCUCUAUGUUUGGCAGCGGCAAUGAAUCCAAGUCGACGUUUGGUUUUGCUGGCCAAGAGAGUAAACCAGCAGAAACGUCUGCAAGUACAGCUUCAGCUGCUGUUACACCUUUUGUGUUUGGUGCAAAUGCUUCAACACCAGCUGCUUCUGGCUUUAACUUUGGCGGGACAAAUACCUCCAAUUCAACAGGUACCAGCUCAACACCGUUCGUCUUUGGAGCAGGUCAGUCAGCCCCAGCUGCAUCUGGUCUUGCUGCUACCAGUUCUGUACCAACAUUUGGGAAACCUGUUGCUCAGACUAAUGCCCCAGCUUUUGGUGCACCUGCGUCAGCUUCAUUAUUUCCCCCUGGUUCUCAGACUGUUCCAAGUUUUGGAUCUUUGUCCAGUAAUGUACAGUCCCCAGCUUUUGGACAGCAAAGUACGCAGCCUUCUUUUGGAUCUGCUACUGCUCCCCCUUCUGCUGGUUCUUUUCCGUUUGGAGGUACAAACUUCAACUUUGGUAAUGCAGGCUCAACAGGAGUAUUUACUUUCGGUUCUGGUGCUAAUCCAGCACAGCCUGCAAAUCCUGGAUUUGGAUUUAGUCAGGCGGCAUCAUUUAAUAUGGGGAGUAAUGGGAAGGCGUCAACCCCAUCUUCAAUCUCUAAUCGAAAAAUUAGGACUGCUAGACGAAGAAAAUAA
Messenger RNA from Staurois parvus, 4339 nucleotides. The record is from the annotation of a GenBank genome assembly. NCBI's taxonomy places the organism in Eukaryota, Metazoa, Chordata, Amphibia, Anura, Ranidae.